This is a messenger RNA of Hordeum vulgare subsp. vulgare (domesticated barley), 1498 nucleotides long. RefSeq lists its product as uncharacterized. Lineage: Eukaryota; Viridiplantae; Streptophyta; Magnoliopsida; Poales; Poaceae. The transcript has a single exon. The coding region runs from base 36 to 1370 and encodes 444 amino acids. Gene Ontology annotation, molecular function: protein binding. The record is from RefSeq and is a predicted model, not a curated record.
AUUUCUGCCACCGACGCCUCUCCCGUGAUCGGCAAAUGGCUCGCUCGCUUCCUCGUCGGCUCGCUCUCUUCUGCGCCCUGGCCUCCUGCGUUGCGCUCGCGGCGGGCACCACCCGUUCGAGCCGGCGGGGCCUCGCCGUAGACGACAGCCAUGAUGGAGCGGACAGCGUCGGGGUUGGCGGUGGACGCGGGUACGAUGACAGCUUGAUGCCCCGGCCGCCGCCGUCGUCCGAGCCGAGGGCGUGCCAGUUCGAGAACGAGCGGCUCUACAGGGCGUACCUGGUGAUCCAGAAGUUCAGGAAGACCGUGAUCUGCGACCCCAAGGGCGUCACCACCACCUGGGCCGGCACCGACCUCUGCGGCUCCUACAAGGGCUUCUUCUGCGGGCGGCCGAUCAACGUCAGCGACCGGACCGUCGCGUCCGUCGACCUCAACGGCUACAACCUGCGUUCCGACUCGCUGCAGGGCUUCGUGGACGGCCUGCCGGACCUGGCGCUCUUCCACGCCAACUCCAACAACUUCGGCGGCGCCGUGCCCAACCUGCGGGGGCUGCAGUACUUCUACGAGCUGGACCUGAGCAACAACAAGCUCGCGCCGGCCCCGUUCCCGACGGACGUGCUGGGGCUCACCAACUGCACCUUCAUCGACAUCCGGUUCAACAGCUUCUUCGGCGAGCUGCCGGCGGGGCUCUUCAGCUCCUUCCCGGAGGUGGAGGCCAUCUUCGUGAACAACAACCGGUUCUCCGGCCAGCUCCCGGACAACCUCGGCGACUCGCCCGUCAACUACCUCUCCCUCGCCAACAACGACUUCACGGGGCCGAUCCCGUCGUCCAUCGGCCGCGCCGCCGACACGCUCCAGGAGGUGCUCUUCCUCAACAACAGCCUCAGCGGCUGCCUCCCCUACGAGAUCGGCCUGCUGGCCAGGGCCACGGUCAUCGACGCCGGCACGAACCACCUCACCGGCACCAUCCCGCUGUCGUACGCGUGCCUGCGGAGCGUGGAGCAGCUCAACCUGGCGGACAACCUCCUGUACGGCGUGGUGCACGACUCGCUCUGCCGGCUCGCCUAUGACGGCCGCCUCGCCAACCUCACGCUCUCCGGCAACUACUUCACGUGGCUGGGGCCAUGCUGCUGGGACCUGAUCAGGGAGGGGAAGCUCAACGUCGACCGCAACUGCAUCCUGUGGGCGCCCAACCAGCGGUCCUUCCAGGAGUGCGCCGAGUUCUUCCACGAGAACUGGGCCAGGAUGACGUGCCCUGUUAGCAAGUACGUGCCGUGCCACCCCAAGUGGUACGGCGUGGACGCGGCCAAGGAGGAGGCCGUGGCGGCGGAGGAGAACAAGUAUCGGACCUACUCGGCGUUGCACCCGUAAGGGCCCGCCCUGCCGGCGAGGGCAGCUCCAAGUACUGUCUCGUGAGCUUACCCGCACGAUGCAGCUGCUUGGUCGUUGCGACGGCUGGUCUGUGUCCGUUGUUGUUGUUUAUAGUACUUUUCUAGUUA